Messenger RNA from Nerophis lumbriciformis (worm pipefish), 800 nucleotides. Lineage: Eukaryota; Metazoa; Chordata; Actinopteri; Syngnathiformes; Syngnathidae. The record is from RefSeq and is a predicted model, not a curated record.
CCAAUCACAAGUGAGUUAGAGCAAACCCAACUUCCUGGUUUACGUGACACAAGGAAGUGGAAAAAUUGCGUUUAUCUCCUUUAAAAGUCCACCAGGGCUCAGAAGUCACCAGCCAUGUCUGCCUUUCACCUCACACUCUUGCUUUUAGCAGUGAACGUGGCCUCCUUGGCUGCAUCCGGACCCCCCCAGGGUAAAAGGUCACUAAAUAACCUGCACGGAAUGAUCAAAUGUACCACAGGGAGACACUCUAUUGAAUAUAGUUCGUACGGCUGCUACUGUGGAGACGUGGGGAAAGGCAAGCCUAUAGACCAGACUGACCGGUGCUGCUUCCAACAUGGCUGCUGCUACGCUGGGGCCGAAAAAUUUGGCUGCAAGACCGACACGGACUACGACUGGUCAUGUAGAGACGGGACGGCUUAUUGUGGAAUCACUGAUGACAAGUGUCAGAAGUUGAUCUGCCACUGUGACCAAGAAUUCGCCAACUGCCUGAAAGAUGCACCCUACAAUUGGACCCCACACUUGCAGAUCUCCCAGUGCUCUGGAAGCAAACCAUCAUGUCUCCAUAAAGGAAAAUGAUCUUGGUAGUCAAUGAAGACCAAUAGUAGCCACAUUCUUACAGCAAUAGUUUAUUCCUUUAAUCAAUGUGUGGGACACUGCAUGUCUUGUUGUUUUAAAAUCACCAUCCUUUAUAUUGAUUUGUGUGGGAAUAUAACAGGUACUGUAUUUGCAUUAUAAUUAUGUUACGCUUUUUCAUUCCUCAAGCGGUGAUCAAUAAAUAAAAGUGGAUGGAUGUUGGCUAA